AUGGCAGAAGGGGGAGAGGGAGAGGAGGAGAUUCAGUUCCUGCGAACGGAUGACCAGGUCGUACUGCAGUGUACUGCCACCGUCCUGAAGGAGCAGAUUAAGCUCUGUCUGUCCUGUGAGGGCUUCGGGGAUCGUCUCUGCUUCCUUGAAACCACAUCCAACGCUCAGAAUGUGCCCCCGGACCUGGCCAUAUGCAGCUUCAUUCUGGAGCAGUCUCUGUCGGUCCGUGCUCUGCAGGAGAUGUUGGCCAACAGGGUGGAGAUGAUGGACCAGGCAGUCGAUUUGGACAAAUGGUCGUCUCAAGGUGGAGGCCAUCGUACCUUACUGUACGGUCAUGCCAUCCUUCUGAGACACUACCACUCUAGCAUGUACCUGAGCUGUUUGACUACAUCCCGGUCUCUAACGGACAAGCUGGCCUUUGAUGUGGGCUUACAAGAAGACUCCACUGGUGAGGCGUGUUGGUGGACCAUUCAUCCAGCCUCUAAACAAAGGUCUGAGGGUGAGAAGGUCAGGGUGGGUGAUGACCUCAUCCUUGUCAGCGUGUCCUCUGAGAGAUACCUGCACUUAUCCUACGCCAGUGGAGAUCUGAUGGUUGACGCCUCCUUCAUGCAAACACUGUGGAACAUGAACCCAAUCAUGUCUGGCUGCGAGCUAGCCGAGGGGUUUCUGACAGGAGGUCACGUUCUCAGGCUCUUCCACGGCCACAUGGACGAGUGUCUGGCCAUCUCCACACCUGAGGAAGGUGAAGAAAAACGAAGGAUGGCUCACUAUGAAGGCGGCUCUGUGUGCAGUCAAGCGCGAUCCCUGUGGAGGUUGGAGCCUCUCAGAAUCAGCUGGAGUGGUAGCCAUAUGAAGUGGGGGCAAUCUUUCCGUAUUCGCCACAUCACCACAGGCCGGUACCUGUGUCUGGAUGAGGAGAAAGGUCUGUUGGUUGUCGACCCAGAGAGGGCAAACACCAAACUAUCUGCUUUCUGCUUCCGUGUGUCAAAGGAAAAGGUGGAUGUGGCUCAGAAGCGCGAUGUUGAAGGAAUGGGCAUUCCCGAGAUAAAGUAUGGAGAGUCCAUGUGCUUCGUCCAGCAUGUGUCCACCGGCCUGUGGCUCACAUACGCCGCCCUGGAUGCCAAAGCUGCUCGUUUGGGAAUGAUGAAGAGAAACGUCAUUCUGCACCAAGAGGGUCAUAUGGAUGAUGCUCUAACGGUGUCCCGCUCCCAAACGGAAGAGUCCCAGGCUGCUCGAAUGAUUUACAGCACUGCGGGCCUCUUCAGGCAGUUCAUCAAGGGUUUGGACUCUCUGGGUGGGAAGAACAAGUCACCAGGGGCCGUGUCACUUCCUCUAGAGGGGGUCAUCCUCUCUCUUCAGGAUCUCAUCUUCUACUUCCGUCCUCCCGAGGAAGAGCUGGAGCACGAGGAGAAGCAGACCAAACUCCGCUCGCUCCGCAACAGGCAGAACCUCUUCCAAGAGGAGGGAAUGAUCACCAUCGUGCUGGAGUGCAUCGACCGCCUGAAUGUCUACAACACUGCUGCCCACUUUUCUGAAUUUGCUGGGGAAGAAGCUGCCGAGUCCUGGAAGGAAAUCGUCAACCUGCUUUAUGAGCUGCUGGCUUCUCUGAUUAGAGGAAACCGCUCUAACUGUGCGUUGUUUUGUGACAACCUGGACUGGCUGGUCAGCAAGCUGGAUCGACUGGAGGCCUCUUCAGGUAUUCUUGAGGUGCUGUACUGUGUGCUCAUUGAAAGCCCUGAAGUUCUGAACAUCAUUCAGGAGAACCACAUUAAGUCCAUCAUCUCUCUCCUGGACAAGCAUGGAAGGAACCACAAGGUCCUGGAUGUCUUGCGCUCUCUUUGUGUGUGUAAUGGUGUCGCUGUGAGGUCCAACCAGAAUCUCAUCACUGAAAACCUGCUUCCAGGUCGCGACCUUUUGCUGCAGACUAACAUUGUAAACUAUGUCACCAGUGUAAGACCCAACAUCUUCCUGGGUACAUGCGAGGGGUCUACGCAGUAUAAGAAGUGGUACUUUGAGAUGAUGGUAGACUAUGUGGAACCCUUUGUGACGGCGCAGGCUACCCACCUCCGCGUGGGCUGGGCUAUGACUGAGGGCUACAGCCCCUACCCAGGAGGGGGAGAGGGCUGGGGGGGCAACGGUGUGGGAGAUGACCUCUACUCUUAUGGCUUCGAUGGACUGCAUCUAUGGUCAGGUACCGUACCCCGCCAGGUGGCUUCGCCUGACGCACACAACCUCGCCGCAGACGAUGUUGUCAGCUGCUGUCUGGAUCUGAGCGUGCCGAGUAUUUCCUUCCGUAUAAACGGCCACCCAGUUCAGGGCAUGUUUGAAAACUUCAAUGUGGAUGGCCUCUUCUUCCCUGUCAUCAGCUUCUCAGCUGGAGUCAAGGCUCGCUUCCUCCUUGGUGGUCGUCAUGGAGACUUUAAGUUCAUGGCCCCGCCUGGCUACGCCCCAUGCUAUGAGGCCCUGCUGCCCAGAGACAGGAUGCGCAUUGAACCCAUCAAGGAGUACAAGCAUGACUUUCAUGGGGUGCGCAACCUGCUGGGUCCAACCCUGUCCCUCACCCACACCUCCUUCACCCCCUGUCCCGUUGACACUGUUCAGAUUGUGUUGCCGCCCCACUUGGAGCGUAUCCGAGAAAAGCUGGCAGAAAAUAUUCACGAGCUCUGGGCUAUCACCCGUAUUGAGCAGGGCUGGACCUAUGGGUCUUUCAGGGAUGACAACAAGAAACUCCAUCCUUGUCUGGUGGACUUCCAGAGUCUCCCUGAACCGGAGAGGAACUACAACCUGCAGAUGUCCGGCGAGACUCUAAAGACUCUGUUGGCCCUGGGUUGCCAUGUUGGUAUGGGUGAUGAGAAAGCAGAGGAGAAUCUCAAGAAGAUCAAGCUGCCCAAGACGUAUGUGAUGAGCAACGGAUACAAGCCUGCCCCCCUUGACCUCAACCAUGUCAAACUGACACCAAACCAGAACCAGCUGGUGGAAAAACUGGCAGAAAAUGGGCAUAAUGUUUGGGCAAGGGACCGUGUAAGGCAAGGAUGGACCUACAGUAUUGUGCAGGACAUCUUAAAUAAGCGAAACCCUCGUCUGGUGCCAUACAACCUGCUGGACGAGAGAACUAAGAAAACCAACCGAGACAGUGUUAACAACGCUGUCCGCACACUCAUUGGUUACGGCUACAACAUUGAGCCUCCAGAUCAGGAGAGCUCUGGCCAUGGCCUCGAGAACACCCGCGGGGACAAAGUACGAAUCUUCAGGGCAGAGAGGUCGUACGCUGUCACCCAAGGGAAGUGGUACUUUGAGUUUGAGGCAGUGACAACAGGGGAGAUGAGAGUGGGCUGGGCUCGUCCCAGUGUGCGCUCCGACAAUGAGCUGGGAGCAGAUGAACUGGCCUACGUCUUUAACGGCAACAAGGCUCAAAGGUGGCAUGUCGGCAACGACCCCUUCGGUCGCCAGUGGCUGUCCGGUGAUGUUGUUGGUUGUAUGAUUGACCUGACGGAGAUGAACAUCAUGUUCACACUCAAUGGAGAGAUGCUGAUCAGUGACUCGGGCUCGGAGAUGGCUUUCAAAGACAUUGAAAUCGGAGAAGGUUUUAUCCCUGUGUGCGCCCUGGGCCUGUCACAGGUUGGAAGGAUUAAUCUUGGUCAGAAUGUCAGCAGCCUUCGUUAUUUUGCCAUCUGUGGCUUACAGGAAGGAUUUGAACCUUUUGCCAUCAAUAUGAAGCGAGACAUUACCAUGUGGUUCAGUAAAAGUCUGCCCCAGUUUGUGCCUGCACCCACUGAUCACAAUCAUAUUGAGGUCUCCAGAGUAGAUGGGACUGUGGACAGCGCCCCAUGUUUAAAGCUCACCCAUAAGACAUUCGGCUCGCAGAACGCAAAUACCGAUAUGUUGUUCCUGAGACUCAGCAUGCCGGUCCAGUUCCACGAGACCUUCAAGUUCCCGGCGGGCACCACCCCUCUUACCCGGGCCCUCACCAUACCAGAGGAGGAAGUGAUAGUGGUGGAGCCCGACUCAGAGUUUGAAGUCCUGAAAAAGUCUGCCAGCCGCAAGGAGCAGGAGGAGGAUAAGAAGGAGCCGUCUGUAGCCAAGGAGCUGUCGCUGGAAAAUGAGAAGGACACCAUGUCGGAAAAGGGAAAGAAAAAGGGAUUCUUCUCUAAGGCCAAGAAGGUAGCCAUGACACCUCUUGCCCCUCCUCCUGCCCCUCCAACUGUGCCUCGCUUGGUGGAAGAUGUGGUCCCCGAUGACAGAGAUGACCCAGAGAUCAUCCAGAAUACCACCACUUAUUUCUAUUCGGUGAGGAUAUUUGCUGGACAGGAGCCUUCUGGUGUGUGGAUUGGCUGGGUCACUCCUGACUACCAUCAGUAUGAUCCAUCCUUUGACCUCUCCAAAGUGCGCAGCGUCACUGUUACCGUGGGAGACGACCGAGGCAACAUACACGACAGCAUGAAGCACAGUAACUGCUACAUGGUGUGGGGAGGGGACCUGGUCAGCACGCAGCAGACCCGCUUCAGCCAGGAGGACAUGGUGGUUGGCUGUUUGGUCGACCUGGCGACAGGACUCAUGACCUUCACAGCAAAUGGAAAGGAGAUAAACACCUUUUACCAGGUGGAGCCAAACACCAAGCUGUUUCCUGCCGUCUUCGUUCAGCCCACCAAUCAGAACCUUGUGCAGCUGGAGCUGGGCAAACUCAAGAACAUAAUGCCGAUCUCAGCAGCCAUGUUCCGCAGCGAACGCAACAACCCCGUCCCCCAGUGUCCCCCAAGGCUGGAUGUCCAGAUGCUGACCCCAGUCAUCUGGAGUCGUAUGCCCAAUCACUUCCUUAACCCGGAAGUGGGCAAAGUGAGCGAGAGGCUGGGCUGGAUGGUGGAGUGUACUGAACCUCUCAUCAUGAUGGCUCUGCACAUCCCUGAGGAGAACAGGUGCAUAGACAUCUUGGAGUUAUCAGAGCGUCUGGAUCUGAUGAAGUUCCACUACCACACCCUCAUGCUCUACUGUGCUGUUUGUGCACUUGGGAAUAACCGUGUGGCUCAUGCCCUGUGCAGCCAUGUGGAUGAAUCCCAGCUUUUCUAUGCCACCGAGAACACCUACCUGCCCGGACCUCUCCGCAGUGGCUACUACGACCUGCUCAUCAGUAUUCACCUUGAGUCUGCAAAGCGGGCACGCCUUGGCACCAACAGAGAGUUUAUAGUCCCCAUGUCUCAGGAGACUCUGAGCAUCCACCUCUAUCCUGACGCUAAGAAGGCCCAUUCUCUCCCCGGUGUUGGCCUCACUACCUGCUUACGCCCCAAGCUACAUUUCUCCUCCAUCAACUUUGUUGGCACGGACCCUGACCUGUAUACCAUCAGCCCCGUUUUCCCCCUGCAGGAGCUGAAGACCAGGGCGAUCAGCAUGUUAACUGAAGCUGUGUUGGAUGGUAGCCAGGCGAUGCGGGAUCCAGUCGGAGGCAGUGUGGAGUUCCACUUUGUCCCAAUCCUGAAGCUUAUAAGCACACUGCUCAUAAUGGGCAUCUUCAACGACGAGGACACCAAGCACAUCCUGAAGAUGAUCGAUCCGAGUGUUUUCAGUGGGAAAGAGGAGGAGGCAGCUGAAGAGGGAGGAGCCGCCGAAGGAGAGGGCGGAGAAGCAGAGGAGGAGGAAAAAGACGAGGACGCCGAGACGGAGCCGGAGGACGAAGGGGUUGGCGACGAGGAAGACGAGGAGCUGAAAGAAGCAGAGAAGGCAGAACACGAGGAGGAAGACGCCGAGGCUCAGGAGGAGGGAAAAGAAGGGGAGAAGGAGGAGGGAGAGGCCAAAGGAGGAAAAGUGGACGGAGAGAAGGCGGAGGAGGAGAAGGAGGCAGAGGCAGUGGAGGCAGAAGCAAAAGAAGAGGAGGAGGGUCCUGAAGAGGGACUACUCCAGAUGAAGCUGCCAGAAUCUGUCAAGCUGCAGAUGUGCACACUCUUGCAGUACUUCUGCGACUGUGAGCUACGUCACAGAGUGGAGGCUAUUGUAGCCUACUCCGACCAGUUCGUCCAUAACGUUCAGGACAACCAACGUGUUCGUUACAACCUGUUGAUGAGAGCCUUCACCAUGUCCGCUGCUGAGACUGCGCGAAGGACCCGCGAGUUCCGUUCACCACCACAAGACCAGGUUCUUUUGCUGACAAACUUCAAGCAUUGUCCAGAGGAUGAGGAUUGUCCCGUGCCUGAGGAGGUGCGAGACACUCUGGGAGAGUUCCACGUUGACCUCCUGCUUCACUGUGGUAUACAUAUUGAGGAGGAGGCCGAGGAGGAGGAGGUGGAUACCUCACUGAGGGGCAGACUCCUCAGUCUGGUCGACAAGGUCAAGAACUUUCGCAAAAAGAAUCAGGCGGAGGAGGAGCAGCCGGAGGUCGAGGAGGAAUCAAAACCAAGCACCCUCCAGGAGCUGAUCUCCCACACCAUGAUCCACUGGGCCCAGGAGUCAUUCAUUCAGAACCCUGAGCUCGUGCGUCUGAUGUUCAGCCUGCUCCACCGGCAGUACGACGGCCUCGGGGAGCUGAUCCGAGCGCUGCCCAAAGCCUACGCCAUCAACGCCAUAUCUGUUCAGGACACCAUGGACCUGCUUGAGUGUUUGGGACAGAUACGUUCACUGCUCAUUGUUCAGAUGGGCCCAGAAGAGGAGAGACUCAUGAUCCAGAGCAUCGGGAACAUCAUGAACAACAAGGUGUUCUACCAACAUCCUAAUCUGAUGAGAGCUCUUGGUAUGCACGAGACCGUCAUGGAGGUGAUGGUCAAUGUGUUAGGUGGUGGAGGAGACUCAAAGGAGAUUCGAUUCCCCCAAAUGGUGACCAACUGCUGUCGCUUCCUGUGUUACUUCUGUCGUAUCAGCCGACAGAAUCAGCGCUCCAUGUUUGACCAUCUGAGCUACCUGCUACAGAACAGUGGCAUCGGCUUGGGCAUGCGUGGGUCCACACCUCUGGAUGUGGCUGCAGCUUCCUGCAUUGAUAACAAUGAGCUGGCCUUGGCGCUACAAGAGCAGGACCUGGAAAUGGUGGUGACAUACUUGGCUGGCUGUGGACUGCAGAUGUGUCCAAUGCUCCUUUCUAAAGGUUACCCUGACAUCGGCUGGAACCCUUGUGGAGGAGAGAGAUACCUGGACUUCCUCCGCUUUGCUGUCUUUGUUAAUGGAGAGAGCGUGGAGGAGAAUGCCAAUGUUGUCGUGCGUCUGCUCAUCCGUCGGCCGGAGUGCUUCGGCCCAGCCCUGAGAGGAGAGGGUGGUAAUGGUCUGCUGGCUGCCAUGGAGGAGGCCAUCAAGAUCUCAGAGGACCCGGCAAGAGACGGGCCCACUGUCAAAAAAGACAGGCGCUUCAUGUUUGGUGGUGAGGAACAGCACGAGGAAAACCGUGUACAUCUGGGAAAUGCCAUCAUGUCGUUCUACUCAGCCCUCAUUGAUUUGCUGGGUCGCUGUGCCCCUGAGAUGCACCUGAUCCAAGCAGGCAAGGGUGAGGCUUUAAGGAUCAGGGCCAUCCUGAGGUCUCUGGUGCCCAUAGAGGACCUGGUGGGAGUCAUCAGCUUGCCUGUGCAGAUUCCUGCUUAUGGCAAAGACAGUCAGAUUAUUGAGCCAAAGAUGUCUGCCAGUUUUGUGCCGGACCACAAGGCCUCCAUGGUGCUGUUCCUUGACAGAGUGUAUGGGAUUGACAACCAGGACUUCUUGCUUCAUGUGCUGGAGGUUGGAUUCCUUCCUGACAUGCGAGCUUCAGCUUCUCUGGACACAGCUGCAUUCAGUACAACUGAAAUGGCCUUGGCGCUGAACCGCUACCUCUGUUCAGCUGUGUUGCCUCUACUCACCAAGUGUGCCCCAUUGUUUGCUGGGACUGACCACCGGGCCAUCAUGAUCGACUCCAUGCUCCACACCAUCUAUCGUUUGUCCCGUGGCCGAGCCCUUACCAAGGCUCAGAGGGACGUCAUUGAGGAGUGCCUCAUGUCGCUUUGCAAGUAUCUUCGACCCUCCAUGCUGCAGCAUCUGCUCAGACGCCUUGUAUUUGAUGUGCCCAUCCUUAAUGAAUAUGCAAAGAUGCCUCUCAAGUUGUUGACGAAUCACUAUGAGCGCUGUUGGAAGUACUACUGCUUGCCUAAUGGAUGGGCUAAUUUCGGGGUGACCUCAGAGGAGGAGCUGCAUCUUUCUCGUAAACUCUUUUGGGGAAUCUUUGAGUCUUUGGCACACAAGAAAUUCGAUGCUGAGCUCUUCAAGAUCGCCAUGCCUUGCCUCUGUGCUAUAGCAGGAGCCAUACCACCCGACUAUGUGGAUGCCACUUACUCCUCUCACACUGAGAAGAAAGCUUCUGUUGAUGCUGAGGGCAACUUUGAUCCCAAACCAGUGGAGACCACCAACACCAUCAUCCCUGAGAGGCUGGACGCCUUCAUUAACAAGUUUGCAGAGCACACCCAUGACAGAUGGGCUUUUGAAAAGAUUCAGAACAACUGGACCUAUGGAGAGGUGUUAGAUGAGAACGCUAAGACUCACCCGAUGCUCAGGCCUUAUAAAACCUUCUCUGAAAAGGACAAGGAAAUAUACCGUUGGCCAAUCAAAGAAUCCGUCAAAGCCAUGCUGGCCUGGGAGUGGACCUUGGACAAAGCCAGGGAUGGGGAGGGAGAAGUGGAGAAGAAGGCCACGACCCGCAAGAUCUCCCAAACUGCUCAGGCCACAUAUGAUCCCAGUCACGGAUACAACCCCCAGCCCAUAGACAUCGGAGGAAUGGCCAUAUCCAGAGAGCUGCAGUCUAUGGCUGAGCAGCUGGCUGAGAACUAUCACAACACCUGGGGCAGGAAGAAGAAGUUGGAGCUACAGUCCAAAGGCGGUGGCACCCAUCCUUUGCUUGUGCCUUAUGACACCCUGACGGCUAAAGAGAAGGCCAGGGACAGAGAGAAAGCCCAGGACCUGCUCAAAUUCCUCCAGCUCAAUGGAUAUGCUGUGACAAGGGGCCUGAAGGACAUGGAGCAGGAUAUUUCCUCCAUUGAGAAGCGUUUCGCCUAUGGCUUCCUUCAAAAGCUUCUGAAAUGGAUGGACAUCGCCCAGGAGUUCAUUGCUCAUCUUGAGGCUGUGGUUAGCAGUGGUCGAGUGGAAAAGUCCCCACAUGAGCAAGAGAUCAAAUUCUUUGCCAAGAUCCUGUUGCCCCUGGUAAACCAGUACUUCAAGAACCACUGCCUCUACUUCCUCUCCACUCCUGCUAAAGUUUUGGGUAGUGGAGGGCAUUCUUCCAACAAGGAGAAGGAGAUGAUUGCCAGUAUCUUCUGUAAGUUGGCUGCUUUGGUGAGGCACAGAGUUUCCCUUUUUGGAACUGAUGCAAGUGCAGUGGUUAACUGCCUGCACAUCCUCUCACGAUCACUGGAUGCCAGGACUGUCAUGAAAUCAGGCCCUGAAAUUGUCAAGGCCGGCCUGCGUCAGUUCUUUGAAAGUGCUGCCGAUGACAUUGAAAAGAUGGUUGAGAAUUUGAAACUGGGCAAAGUGUCAAGUCGAAACCAGGUAAAGGGUGUGUCCCAGAACAUCAACUACACCACCGUUGCCCUGAUGCCAGUCCUCACGUCUCUGUUUGACCAUAUCGCCCAGCACCAGUUUGGAGAUGAUGUCAUAUUGGACGACUUGCAAAUAUCCUGCUAUCGUCUAAUGUGCAGUAUCUAUUCUCUGGGCACAGUGAAGACUCCACAUGCAGAGCAACAGCGACCAGCUCUUGGCGAGUGCUUGGCUCACUUAGCAGCUGCUAUGCCAGUGGCCUACCUUGAGCCAGAACUAAAUGAGUUCAACUCAUUUUCUGUCUACACCACCAAGACUCCUAGAGAGAGAACCAUUUUGGGUCUUCCCAACCAUGUCGAGGAGCUUUGCACUGACAUCCCAGUGCUGGAGGUCCUGAUGAAGGAGAUCCAUGACCUGGCUGAGUCUGGGGCUCGCUACACAGAAAUGCCCCAUGUGAUUGAGAUCACCCUGCCCAUGUUGUGUAACUACCUCCCGCGCUGGUGGGAGAGGGGCUUUGAGAAUUUCCCUGAUCAGGAUGGUCAGCUCUGCACCUCGGUCACCUCUGAGCAGCUCAACCAUCUGCUGGGUAGCAUCAUGAAGAUUGUGGUCAACAACCUGGGUAUAGAUGAGGCCUCCUGGAUGAAGAGAUUGGCAGUGUUCGCCCAGCCCAUUGUCAGCAGGGCUAAACCAGAGAUGCUUAAAUCACACUUCAUCCCCACCAUGGAAAAGCUGAAGAAGCGCUCUGGGAAGGUGGUGGCGGAGGAGGAUCAGCUGCGCAUGGAGGGCAAGACAGAGGUUGAUAGUGAGAAUGGAACCAUCAGGGAUGAGUUUGCUGUGCUCUGUCGGGACCUGUACGCUCUCUACCCAUUGCUCAUCCGCUACGUGGACAAUAACAGGGCAAGAUGGUUGACUUGUCCAGACCCAGAUGCAGAGGAACUUUUCAGGAUGGUUGGAGAGGUCUUUAUUUUCUGGUCUAAAUCCCAUAACUUCAAACGAGAGGAGCAGAACUUUGUGGUGAUGAAUGAAAUCAACAACAUGUCCUUUCUGACUGCAGACAGUAAGAGCAAGAUGAGCAAGGCCGGAGACGGAGAGUCUGGAGGCUCAGAGCAGGAGCGUACCAAGAAGAAGCGGCGGGGGGAUCGCUACUCUGUGCAGACCUCGCUCAUCGUAGCAGCAUUAAAGAAGCUGCUUCCCAUCGGCCUCAAUAUGUGCUCUCCUGCAGACCAGGAGCUCAUCAAUCUCGCAAAGAUCAGAUACUCACUGAAAGACACAGAUGAAGAGGUGAGGGAGUUUUUGCACAACAAUCUUCAUCUGCAAGGCAAGGUGGAGGACCCAGCCAUGCGCUGGCAGAUGUCUCUUUACAAAGAGAUGUCUGGUAAGGCCGAAGAUGCUGAGGACCCUGAGAAGGUGGUGAAAAGGGUUCAAGAGGUGUCGGCUGUCCUUUACCACAUUGAAGUGACUGAGCAUCCCUACAAGUCAAAGAAAAUGGUAUGGCACAAGCUGCUGUCCAAACAGCGUCGCAGGGCUGUGGUGGCCUGUUUCAGGAUGACGCCCCUGUACAACAUCCCCAGGCACAGGGCGACCAACAUGUUUUUGGACGCUUACAAGCGCAACUGGUUAGAGACCGAAGGUUACUCAUUUGAAGACAAGAUGAUUGAUGACUUAUCCAAAGCCUUGGAGGAAGAGGAGGAAGAGGAAGAGGAGACUGAGACGAAGCCUGACCCCCUUCAUCAGCUGAUUCUUCAUUUCAGCCGAACAGCUCUGACAGAGAAGCUUAAACUCGACGUUGACCAUCUCUAUAUGUCGUAUGCUGAUAUCAUGGCAAAGAGCUGUCACAUUGGUGAGGAGGACGAAGGGGGAGAUCAGGAGGGGGAGGAGCCAUCCUUUGAGGUGCGGCAGACAGAGAUGGAAAAGGAGAUGGAGAAACAGAGGCUUCUGUACCAGCAGUCCCGUCUACACAACCGUGGAGGUUCAGAGAUGGUGCUGCAGAUGAUAAGCGCCUGUAAAGGCGAGCCUGGAGCCAUGGUUUCUUCCACACUCAAACUGGGAAUCUCCAUCCUCAAUGGAGGCAACUGUGAUGUACAGCAGAAAAUGCUGGACUAUCUGAAGGAUAAAAAGGAUGUGGGAUUUUUCCUUAGCGUUCAGGCUCUUAUGCAGACCUGCAGCGUUUUGGACCUGAAUGCUUUUGAGAGACAGAACAAGGCCGAGGGCCUUGGGAUGGUUUCAGAGGAGGGCACCAAUAAGAAGCUAGAACGUGAUGAGAAAGUGAUGGCGGACGAUGAAUUUACGUGUGACCUCUUCCGUUUCCUCCAGCUUCUUUGUGAGGGUCAUAAUAACGAUUUCCAGAACUACCUGAGAACACAGACAGGCAGCACCACUACCAUCAAUGUGAUCAUCUGCACUGUGGACUACCUUCUUCGACUACAGGAGUCGAUCAGCGACUUUUACUGGUACUACUCAGGAAAAGACAUCAUCGAUGAGCCUGGGAAGAGGAACUUCUCCAAAGCAAUGACUGUGGCCAAACAGGUCUUCAACAGCUUGACUGAAUAUAUCCAGGGUCCGUGCACCGGUAACCAGCAGUCUCUGGCUCACAGCAGGCUGUGGGACGCUGUUGUCGGCUUCCUGCACGUCUUUGCUCAUAUGAUGAUGAAACUUGCUCAGAUGCAUCCCGAUCCAGGAGAACGAAAUGGCGAUCAUUUUUGGAGUAGAGCACACUCUGAGGACUCCAGUCAAAUUGGACUAUUGAAGGAGCUGUUGGAUCUGCAGAAGGACAUGGUAGUGAUGCUUCUGUCUCUGCUUGAAGGCAAUGUGGUGAAUGGCACCAUUGCGAGGCAGAUGGUUGACAUGUUGGUGGAGUCCUCCAGCAACGUGGAAAUGAUCCUGAAAUUCUUUGACAUGUUCCUCAAGCAAGACAUAGUGGCUUCUGACGCCUUCAGAGACUAUGUGACCGACCCUCGUGGGCUAAUUUCCAAGAAGGACUUCUCCAAGGCCAUGGACAGCCAGAAGCAAUAUUCCCCCUCGGAAAUCCAGUUCCUGCUCUCCUGCUCGGAGGCCGACGAGAACGAAAUGAUCAACUUUGAGGAGUUUGCCGACCGUUUCCAGGAGCCAGCCAAAGAUAUUGGUUUCAACAUCGCUGUUCUGCUCACAAACUUGUCAGAGCACGUUCCCCACGACACUCGCCUUCAGAACUUCCUGGAGCAGGCGGAGAGCGUGCUCAACUACUUCCGCCCUUUCCUCGGUCGCAUUGAGAUCAUGGGAGCCAGCAGGAAGAUCGAGCGCAUCUACUUUGAAAUCAGCGAGGCGAACAGAAACCAGUGGGAAAUGCCGCAAGUCCGAGAGUCCAAACGGCAGUUCAUCUUCGACGUGGUCAAUGAGGGCGGCGAGAGUGAGAAAAUGGAGAUGUUUGUGAACUUCUGCGAAGACACCAUCUUUGAGAUGAACAUUGCCGCGUCGAUUUCCGAGCCGGAGGGAGAAGGUGCAGAAGAAGAAGACGACGAGGAGGAAGAGGAGGGUAAGGGAGAUGAAGGAGAGGCCGUAGAAGGCGAAGAGGGCAACGGAGAAGGCGAAGCUCCAGAGUCGACCUCGGCCUUUGCAGACUUUUUGAAGAGUGUGGCCGACUUCUUCAACAUGUUCACCUGUAACCUGCGGCGACGGUACCGCAAACUACGUAAAAUGACGGUGAAGGAGAUGGUGAUCGGACUGGCUACGUUCAUUUACACCAUCGUGAUGGGUAUCCUGAUGUUCGUUUACAGCAUAUGUAAGGGCUUCUUCACUCUCAUAUGGAAGGUGCUGUUCGGUGGAGGCUUAGUGGAGGGCGCCAAGAAGAUGACUGUGACAGAAAUCCUAGCCAGUAUGCCAGAUCCAACGCAGGAUGAAGUCCACGGAGACCUGCCACCUGAACCGGGAGCUAGAGAGGACCAAGACGCAGAUGGAGGGGUGGACUUGUUAGAUGCUGUGGGAGGAGAAGAGGAAGAGGAGGAAGGCGAGGACAGGGAAGGUGGACGCCUGCCUGGUAUCAAUACUCCCGGGGGACUUGGAGACUUUGGUGAGACGACGCCUGAAGAGCCCCCAACUCCAGAGGGAACACCGCUGCUGAAGAGAAAACUGUUGGCUGCUACAACAGAGGGACAAGGAGAGGAAGACCAACCCGCAACUGAAGAGGAGGCCCCUCCAGAGACUGAGAAGGCAGACACUGAAAAUGGAGAGAAGACGGAGAAGGCAGAGCCUGAACCUGAACCUGAGGCAAAGGUGGAAGAGCCCGAGGAGAUCGAGGAGAAGACUGUGAAGACCAAGGCGAAGAAGGACAAGAAACAUGCAGAGGAGGGCUUUGAGCUGUGGAAUGAACUCGAGGUUCAAAGGAUUAAGUUCAUGAACUACCUUUCUCGCAAUUUCUACAACCUUCGAUUCUUGGCUCUGUUCAUCUCCUUCGCUCUCAAUUUCAUCCUGCUCUUCUACAAGGUGUCCGACAGUCCUCCAGGCGAGGAGGACUAUGAGGCUUCUGGUCUGUUUGAGGGCUCUGGCCUGUUUGAAGGCUCUGGUGGUGAGGAGGAUGGAUCUGGACUGGACGAUGCAGGGGGAGAAGAUGAGGAUGAAGAAGGUCCCAUGUACUACUUCCUUGAAGAGAGCACAGGCUACAUGGAGCCGUCCAUGUCUUUCUUCGCUAUCAUCCACACCCUCAUCUCCGUCCUCUGCAUCAUUGGAUACAACUGCCUCAAGGUCCCUCUGGUUAUCUUCAAGAGAGAGAAGGAACUGGCCAGAAAGCUGGAGUUUGAUGGUCUUUAUGUCACUGAGCAGCCUGAAGACGACGACAUCAAGGGCCAGUGGGACAGGCUGGUGCUAAACACUCCGAGUUUCCCAAACAACUACUGGGACAAGUUUGUGAAAAGAAAGGUGCUGGAUAAAUAUGGUGACAUCUACGGCAGAGAGAGGAUUGCUGAGUUGCUUGGUAUGGACUUGGUUUCGCUGGACGUCAGUGCCAUGACGCAUGAAAAGAAGCCUGAGCCAGACACCUCAAUGUUCAGCUGGAUUACAUCUAUUGACAUCAAGUACCAGAUCUGGAAGUUUGGUGUUGUUUUCACUGAUAAUACCUUCCUCUACCUGGUUUGGUACAUGUUGAUGUCCCUGCUCGGACACUACAACAACUUCUUCUACGCCUGCCAUCUUCUGGACAUCGCCAUGGGUGUGAAAACCCUGCGCACCAUUCUGUCUUCUGUGACUCACAACGGGAAACAGCUGAUGAUGACGGUGGGUUUGCUGGCUGUAGUGGUCUACCUGUACACCGUUGUAGCCUUUAACUUCUUCCGCAAGUUCUACAACAUGAGUGAGGAUGAAGACGAGCCGGACAUGAAGUGUGACGACAUGAUGACUUGUUACCUGUUCCACAUGUAUGUUGGCGUGCGUGCUGGUGGAGGCAUUGGAGAUGAAAUUGAGGACCCGGCCGGGGAUGAAUACGAGCUCUACCGAGUCGUCUUUGACAUCACUUUCUUCUUCUUUGUCAUCGUCAUCCUGCUGGCUAUCAUCCAGGGUCUGAUCAUUGAUGCCUUUGGAGAGCUGAGAGACCAGCAGGAGCAGGUCAGAGAGGACAUGGAGACAAAGUGUUUCAUCUGCGGAAUAGGAAGUGACUACUUUGACACGACACCGCACGGCUUUGAAACACACACCCUAGAAGAACAUAACUUAGCCAACUACAUGUUCUUCUUGAUGUAUCUCAUCAAUAAAGAUGAAACAGAACACACAGGACAGGAGUCGUAUGUGUGGAAGAUGUACCAGGAGCGAUGCUGGGACUUCUACCCUGCUGGAGACUGCUUCAGGAAGCAGUAUGAGGAUCAGCUGGGAUAAAGCCCUGCAUCGUUUUAUCUGCGUCUGAAGAGAGAGAGAGAGAGAGAGAGAGAGAGGGGCGAGGAGAGGAGAGGAGGGACAUUCAGAGAGAGGACGGAUUAGACACUUGUAUAUUGAACACAUCUAUUGCCUUAGUUUUUCCCCCUUUGUCUGCACAUUUCUCUCUCCUCUGUUGAAGCAAUGCACACUUUGGCUCCACUUUUGUACCACCUGUAGUAAAAACGUUGAAGGGAUAGUUUGAGAAAAGAAGAAGAAUAUCAGAGAAGCAUCAAAAGACUCAAGGAGCCAGGGCCCUUUAGACUCUGCUAUGAAUACACUACACGGCCUUUUUGUGUGUAAUAUAUACAUAGAUUGCCUUACAUAUCAAAGCAUUUAUACACAACAGGCUAUUUCAGUCGCUACUGCUGUACACGUCAUAGUGCCUAUAGCAACGUCACAUCUAGAGCAAUCAGACUGUUUAGAUUUUUAGCUUCGAUACUUUAGAGUUUUUGUUCAUUUUUGUGUGUAAGGUUGGGACGUUUUGGUCUGUGGCCGCUGCCAUGGGAUGUUUUAUUUCUGAUGUUUUGUAUUCUGCAGCUCACAGUUGUAUCUCUGAGAUCCUUAAGGAAGCACCGGCGCCCUCUCACUCCUUUCCUCCCUCUCUCAAACGCUAAGGAAACUCGUCUUCAAACACCUUGCGAUGAACGGAAAACUUUAAAUGGACUGAUUUGCCAAGAUAAUAAACAGAUACUCGUCUGCUUAUGUGACAUGUACCAGUGUAAAUCAGCUGUAUAGACAAAAAACAGUUUGCACUCUGAAGUCUUACAAUGCACUCCUGGAUGUAUGUGUUCCCCUAUCUGCGCUGGUGUCUCUGUACCAUAUAAGAUAGUUCUGAUUUACACACACGUACAGUAUAGGAGGAUGCUAAGGUUAUUAUUUUAUUAUUUAUAUGCAGAACUAAAACUUCUAAAGACGACCGUUUUAGCCCGUCUCUAUUUCUGGCCAACAGUGUACUACGACACUUUAUGCACAAAUAAGUUUCUUGUCAGUGCAUUAACAUAACUAAUGAAUGUAUUUCAUGUAUACAUUUUGAGUGUCACCUGUAUAACUGAGUCAUUUCAUGGCUGCUUAGAGGCCUUUUGAUGAAAAGACAUAUUUUACAUACAUCAUAGAUAACAUAUAUUUAUUUUUCCUUUGGGCUUUGGAGAACUUAAAUGAUCGUGUUACUUUGUUUGGACAUGAACAUGCCACAUGUCCCGUUUGUGAAAAACCCCACAAUGGUGAAGAGAAUAACUCUCGCACUGAAGUGUGUGCCCAGUUUGCAGUCAGAAGGGGAAAAAUUAGCUUUUGUUUUUUUGCGAGUUAGGAUUUAUGAUAGAUAUUGAUAGGAGCAAAGCAAAUCAUUUAUUUUUCCUCACUCAAGACAGUCAUGUGUGAUGCGCUGAUCCCAGACAGUUCUGUCUCUCGAUGCCUUUUCCAGAUCACACCCUCCACCCUGUAGUUAAUGUCAUGUCUCACUUUGUCGGAGGCAGAGCAGUAUUUUUUUGCCGCUGACGCCUCUGAAGUGAAAACUUGUAGCUGUGGUCCACACGGGGGGCAGCUGAUGGUACGGAGCUGGAUGGAGAUCAUUACUUUCCACGUGACUGAGUGUCUUCUGACUGAACCUUGUGUUUCAAUACAGAAUAAACAGAUUAUUUUAAAGAGAA
Molecule: messenger RNA, 16988 nt
Organism: Labrus bergylta (ballan wrasse)
Lineage: Eukaryota; Metazoa; Chordata; Actinopteri; Labriformes; Labridae
Source: RefSeq, a predicted model, not a curated record